Molecule: messenger RNA, 4862 nt
Organism: Dermacentor albipictus
Lineage: Eukaryota; Metazoa; Arthropoda; Arachnida; Ixodida; Ixodidae
Gene: Idh3a
Product: isocitrate dehydrogenase [NAD] subunit alpha, mitochondrial
Biological process (GO): tricarboxylic acid cycle; isocitrate metabolic process
Cellular component (GO): mitochondrion
Molecular function (GO): isocitrate dehydrogenase (NAD+) activity; magnesium ion binding; NAD binding
Source: RefSeq, a predicted model, not a curated record
GCUUUAGUUACUUUUGUAGCCAAGCAAAAGCGCAACGAAAAGGGAGCAGCCAGUUUCUUUUUUAACUCGUGCUCUUGCAGUUCACAAGCUUUCGCCGCGCAAGAUGCCUGGUGUAUUAAGAAAUGUCUCUAGAACCUUGCUUCAACGUACUUUGGGAGCGGCAAACUCAAAGCGACACUCAUCCACUGAUAUUAGCACGGUGACACUGAUACCUGGCGAUGGUAUUGGUCCAGAAAUAUCCAGUGCUGUGCAGGAUAUCUUCAAAACUGCUGGUGUGCCAAUCCAGUGGGAAACAGUAGACGUCACACCAGUGAAAGGGCCAGAUGGAAAGUUUGGCAUCCCACAGAAGGCCAUCGACUCUGUCAACAAGAACAAGAUCGGACUCAAAGGUCCCCUGAUGACACCCAUUGGCAAAGGCCAUCGUUCUCUCAACCUUGCACUGAGGCAGGCGUUCAGUCUCUAUGCAAAUGUGAGACCGUGCCGUUCACUCGAGGGCUUUGAGACACCCUACAAGGAUGUGGAUGUUGUGACGAUCCGUGAAAACACUGAGGGAGAGUACAGUGGCAUCGAGCACGAGAUUGUACCAGGAGUGGUGCAGAGCAUCAAGCUGAUCACCGAGCCUGCAUCAAGAAACAUUGCCAACUAUGCGUUUGAGUAUGCCAAAGCAAAUAACCGGACCAUGGUUACUGCUGUACACAAAGCCAACAUCAUGCGGAUGUCUGAUGGCCUUUUCCUACACUGCUGUCGAGAAGCAGCUGAGAGGAACCCUUCCAUUAAGUACAAUGAGAUGUACCUGGACACACUGUGCCUCAAUAUGGUUCAGGAUCCAUCUAAGUUUGAUGUUCUUGUGAUGCCUAACCUUUAUGGAGACAUCCUAAGUGAUUUGUGUGCUGGUCUUGUUGGAGGACUUGGAGUGACACCAAGUGGGAACAUUGGCUAUGAUGGAGCUAUUUUUGAAUCGGUCCACGGGACAGCGCCAGACAUUGCUGGCCAGAACAAAGCAAACCCAACUGCCCUUCUGCUCAGCGCUGUCAUGAUGCUGCGCCACAUGAAGCUCACAAACUUUGCUGACGUCAUCGAGACUGCCUGCUUCGACACAAUCCGGGAAGGAAAGUAUCUCACCGCUGAUUUGGGGGGCAACGCCACGUGUUCCGACUUCACAUCGGAAAUUUGUUCCAAGGUAGUUGCUGCCAAGAAGUAGCCACCGUAGCAAGAUCUACACCAUCACCGGCCAGCAGAAAAGACAGUCUUUCAGAAUGACAGUUUAGCUGUAGAAAAGAGCACAAUAGAAUAUAGAAUAGAAUCUUUGCUGUUUUUUUUUUUUUUUGAAAGCCCUUUUUCUCAAGUUUGUUCAGUAAUGUGGUGCUGUGGUCUGUAGAAUCUAGUGGACCAAGUCGCUGGUUACAAAAUUUGAGUACCUCUCCACAUAUUGCGCAUUUCGAUUUGGUAGAUAAUUGAAUUCACUUACCGGUUUGGUCUGUUCACGACUUGAUUUUAGUAAUGCAGCCAGCUGCUUGGUCAGCAUUGAGUACUUUGUAACUCUCGCUUUUGGGCACGUGUGACUUGCAGCAUGAGCCGAUUGUCUUGAGGCAACGGAGGUGGAUGCGAAGAAAGAAACAUUCACGCAGGCACAUUUCAGGACUGGAUUUACCACAUUUGCACGAUUCAAACGCACACCUUUUUUGAGCAAAAAUGUGCAGUCAAAUUUGCAUGCAUGUUUCAAUCGUAGCUAAUUCUACUCAAUAUCAAAAACAAAACCGAUUCUUACUAAAAUAGAAAGCUCAAUGCAAGGUAGCUAGCCUCAGUGUCAUUGAAUGGACAUUUUUUUAUGCCUUGGUUUGGGGUCGCCAUUUUCCAGUUUGCUGUAUGUCUGGAAUUUCUAAUGCAUUAGAUGGAACUGAAGAUGGGCAGCAAGAAGGAGGUGUCGGUCAGACUACGAUAGUGACUAGCCGCUAAGAUUCAGCUGUGUGCAAGUCUGGGUGCCUUUGUGUGUUCCAUAAAGUUGUUUCAACACGUUAUGUGUUGACUCAAGUGUUGUUACUUGAUGUGUACGGUAGAAUUGGCACCAAGUGUGUACGAUAGAAUUGGCACCAAGUUAAUUUUUCUUUUAUAUAACUGUACAGUAAUAUAACUGCGCAUUACAAUUGGGGGCGUGGUAAAAUAUUGCAAAUAAGAUAUUUUCAUGCUGCACUGCUGUUGAGUGUACUGACCAUGCCGUCACCACUUCAGGGAAGGCCUUUAUUGCAAAGGCUGUUGGGUCACGUGAGGGUGGAUGUGGCAAUCUCUAAGUUAUGUCUUUGGGGUUGCUGAAGAGCCCCGCUAACUUUGUAGUUAUGACGAUCCUUGGUUCUAGCUUGAUCCUUCUUCCCUGUAUUGAGCCUCGGUAGAUAAGAGGACAUUGUGCAACUAAAUAAAAAGUUAAAGCUCAUGGAUGUGUAUCAAUCCUUAGUAGCUCAUGCAUCAAAGAUGAUGAAGCUGUACAAGGUAGUUCUUGUACCCUUUGGAAUUUCUAAGGGUCUGUUCUUCCACUGCCUGAAAUCUACCUAAAACUUUGCAAACACUUCAAGAUAGCUGAUGCAAUUCCUUUGCUGUACCAGGACCUUUUCAAACAUCUCGCUAUAUCCGAGCUUAGUUCUUCAAUAAUCUUCACAACCACCAACAUUUUUAUUUUUUUUCUGUAUUACUUGCCAGCUACACAGACUCCUGCAUAAAACUGUAUUUCAACAGUCUGGUCACAUGGCCGCUUCAUACGGCUGCUUCGUACGGUGACUGCAUGGCUGGCUGUUAUUAAUGAUAGCUCAUCAUGAAUGCUAGCAAGCAGCUACAUGUUUCCAGAGACGCUUUGGUCAAACGGCUGCUUCAGGGCUCCAACAGAGGUCGUGAUGUUGGCUCUUCUGUGGCUGACAUUCAAUACUGGCCCUGCUGUCUCACACCGCCACCGCACGAACAACGUUUUGGAACUCCCCUUAACAGAAUCGCUGUAAAACAGGCUGAUUUUAGAUGUCGGUGCACCAAUAAACGUCAAGCUUCAAGCCUUCUCUUCUUCUUUAAUUGAUGUUUUUGCUGAAGCAACUCAUGGGGCUACAUAGUGCAAAGUUUGGCUUCUCAUGAAGGCAUAAUCUGAGACACGUCACCUGACCUACAUGUUGUUUCACGUGAAAAUGCACGUCAUUUAUUUGCACAUUUAUGUUCAAUAAGCAUGCCUCCAAAAUAAGUACACCCUGGAAUGAAAAUCAUCAAUGUUUGCACACCCAUUUGAAUUAUGGUAAAAAGUGUCCAUGCAGUAGAAGUAUUUUGUGGUCUUGUGCUGUAGUCAACGUACGAAGUGCAAAGAUAGUUUGCGGGGGUUGUUAUUUUGUUGCUUGUUAGCAGUUGUUCUUGAAGAGCCAUCUGCUGCUUUAGUGUUCUUCAUUUUAUUACGUAGGGCAUUCUGAGAGAUCAAGUGCUUCUUGUUAACCCAGUUCCACAUAUUUAUCACUUUACAAAGGCAAUGAGAAUACACUUUGCUUCAUUGAUGGUUGCCAAUUUUUAAUCAUUUUGUUGGCCAAAUAUAAUUGAUCUGGCAUCAAUAAACGAAUUUGCAGCCUGGCCUCUAGAUUAUGUGCCGAGAUUAUGAUGAAAUUUCUGCUUGAAUGUGAGUGUGUAUCCAAUACUGAAAGGCAGUUCUAAGUAGGCUUUAUUGAAGGUAGCUUAAAUGUCUUUGAUUAGCCUGAUGCUUGCUCUCUGAAGCAACGAGAGGGAAGUUGCUCUUACGUAUGUCUUUUCUCGUGUCACAAAUGUUGCACGCCUUGUUUGAUACUUAUUUAUAUUGCCCUUUUUCUUGCAUAAUUUUAUGCAAACAGCUCUGCUCCGGAACAUUUAUGGAGCUCAGCUUGUUGCUUGCAAUGCUGUUUUGUUUGAAAUGCUGUGCUACUCGUCUCAAUCCUAAUUUCUGCUGUUUACAAGCAGCCCCUCUAUCUUUUUCUCUUACUCUCUCUCUGUCUUACGUGUUGAAAAAGUUUUGUGGCAUUCGGCGAGGGGAACCGUGGUACUGCUGAAUGUGAAAAGAAGUGUGGGAGAUUUUGAAUGCCAAAUCGUGCAAAAAAGUUUGAACAGAUUGAUCUUUUCUGCUGUGUGUUGCUGAUAUGGUCUUGUGUAAAGUUUUCAUUGCCGUAUCCCGCUAGUUCCUGCAUGUGAAAGAAACUACACAACUGCUUUUUCAGGCACUCUAGGCAACUGCUGUUUUUAAUCUGGCGUUUCUCGAAACACAAAAUGUAAAGUAGAAUUUCGGUGCUAAAUUUAGGUAUAUAAGGCCAAGCAGUUUGCUUGCUCUCUCUCUGUUUUAGUCAGAAAUAGUUUCCUAACCCAAUUUAGCAGCUCUAACGUAACCACGCUUGUGUGUGAAUCCGUUAUAUUAGAGUUCAUACUGCUUCGACUUCGCAGAGAUAAGGAUCCUGUUCCUCAAAUAAGUUACUAACACAUACGUGUGAUGGUCAUUUAAGAAUGUGCACCCCACGUCUUUGCUUUAAGCCAAUGACCUGUCUGUUGCCUUUGUCUCAAUUGGCCACACAUGUACUUUUUACAGGAAGUUUCUGAGUGUGAAAUUGUUUUUUCUGCACUUGUAGUCUCCCCAUCAGCAACCAUGCCAGAUAAAGGGAAGGGCAUUUCUGUGAAGAGCUAAGGGUAAAUUCUAAAUGCAUAGCUCAAUGUCGCCUAGUCUUUCAAUGCGCACGUUAGCACACGCAGUCGCGGUGAUGGCAAGAGGGGGGGCAUAUGAUGCUGCUCCGUGUUUGUUUUGCAGCUCUGUUUGUUUUAGAGAACAUGUCCCGUUUGCACUGUAACUAGAUCCUGCUUGCAUAAAUAAAAGCAAUGCAAGAUACACA